Molecule: messenger RNA, 305 nt
Organism: Rotaria sp. Silwood2
Lineage: Eukaryota; Metazoa; Rotifera; Eurotatoria; Philodinida; Philodinidae
Source: the annotation of a GenBank genome assembly
AUGGAAAGAAGUAAUCGACUUUAUUUAUUGCGUGAUGUUAUUCAAAAUAGUAAAGAAUUAAUCUCUCGACCUGCAAUCAGUUUAAUUCCUUCAAUAUUUUCUCUAUUUUCAUUACCAUUAUUCAUAUUAUCAUUUUCAGUUGGCUGUCGAAAUUUGGAAAUAAGUCCAUUACGUUAUCUUCUCAUUGUUUUCUAUUUUAUCUCAUUCAUUCCUCAAAUUUUAACAUUUCUCUUAUAUGUAUAUCCAUCAUCUCUGUAUUCAAAUGAGUGGAAUCUAACAAUAAUUGGAAAAUGGAUAAAUGAUAA